CGAACUUGGGAUUAGGAGAUGACCUUUAUUUAUCAGCACAAGGAUAUAAAAAUCACCCAUUUAACAAUAUUACAAUCGGAUGUUUUAAUGCAGUGCUACAAUUCUCUCAGAACCUGAAUUUUGCUGAAUGUAUAAAUCUUCCAGCAAUCAUACCACUUAUUGAUAAGAAAUAUUUUGAUGCAAUUGAAAAUUUUCUGAAUGAUCCCAUAAAAUAUUUCCAAAUUUUAGAACCUGCACUUACAAAUCUUUCAACAAAUUUUUGUAAUUUUCCAAAAUGUAAUGAUAGUUUCAUUCAAUCUUAUGUUCAAUCUAUUUUUAAAGCAUGUUCAACAGACCUCCUAAAUCAGAAUUUUUUAGUACAAAUUAUUUUGCUAUUUUCGUUUUUUAUUCACCUUUGCAUGAUUCAAUAUGCUUUGAAAAUAAACAAAGCAUUUUCUGUUAUUGAUCCAAAAACUGGAACAAUAUUGUCUCCAUCGAAUACUUCUGCCACUGGCACUAAUUCUCUACCUACAUCGCCUACAAUCACCUAG
This is a messenger RNA of Dentiscutata erythropus, 530 nucleotides long. The record is from the annotation of a GenBank genome assembly. NCBI's taxonomy places the organism in Eukaryota, Fungi, Glomeromycota, Glomeromycetes, Diversisporales, Gigasporaceae.